This is a messenger RNA of Knipowitschia caucasica, 723 nucleotides long. The record is from the annotation of a GenBank genome assembly. Lineage: Eukaryota; Metazoa; Chordata; Actinopteri; Gobiiformes; Gobiidae.
AUGAUAUGGAGACAAGCGGGUAAACCCUCAGGGGAGCUCAGUGUCCGGCUGCCGGGGCAGGUGCUCCACGCGGUGCUGCAGCAGUGGGAGCUCACAGAGACCCCCCACAGCUCCCAGCCUCCACACUACUGUCACGGCCGCUUCGAUGCCAUCACUAUGGACCAGAACAACACAGUGCUGGUGUUUCGGGGAAGUUUCUUCUGGACGGUCUCGCCCACAGGAGCUGUUUCUAAAGCCGGGCCUCUCCAACAGCGAUGGCCAGAGCUGCCCACAGCCAUCGAAGCAGCUGCUUUCUCCCCCCUGGACUCAAAGCUGUACUUCUUCAAAGGGCGGAGGAUGUGGAGGUACUCCGGCUCACAUCUGGACUCCGGGUUUCCCAGAAUAACUGUGGAGUCGAACUUCCCUCGUCACCCUGACUGUGCCUUCUUCUACGCCCCUCUGGGACACAUGAUCCUGUUUAAAGGCUUACGAUACUUUGUUCUGAACCUGAGGACGCUCCAUGCAGAGCCCUACUACCCCCGCAGGCUCACAGACUGGACAGGGGUGCCUCAGGGGACCAAUGGGGCACUGACCCGCCCAGAUGGACGACUAUACCUGUUCAGAGAGCAGCGCUUCUGGAGGUUUGACCCACUCAAGGUGCGGGUGACCAAAGAGGGACUAUGGGCCAAAGAUCUAAGCUGGGCUGGCUGCAACAACAGUCCUCAGAGCAAUACUAUUCUUUGA